UAUCUCUCGUCUACAAAAGUUCUGGAAUAUAUUACUUCAACUGUCGUUCCGGACAGGAUAGAAUCGUCUAGCUGGCGUACUCUUCAACCUAUUCUCUACCAAACUCCUAAAACUCUUAAAACUUGAUACUUGAACUCUUUCAAAAUGAGCAACUAUCCCUACGCCCCCCCUCCGCCAGCUCCUUCGGCAGCUUCUCCGAGCCCGUAUCCUCCCUAUAGUCAAGGGCCAGGAUAUGCCCAUCCAGCUCCUCGCGGCGGCCAUGCCGGCGCAACGGGCGGUGGCAGAAGUCAUGGUCAUCAUCAUCAUCAAGGACCUGGUCGUAGCGAAUACAGUUCAUCUUAUUAUCAGCAGGACUACUCGUCUCCUAGUGGCGGUCCCUACAACCCUCCUCAACCGGCUAGCUACUGGCAAGGAGCUCCAUCCUCGGGUCAUGGCCAUUCCAGCGGCUCGUCGAUCCCCCCUAACUACCCUCCCAGUUACGCACCCCAAGGCUAUCCGCAGCCUACUCAAUCUUAUCAACCACCCUACCCCAGUCAGCCCUCUCGCCCUCCUUAUGGCGCUGCCCCAUAUGGUCAAGCACCCAGUGAGUAUGCGCAACCUCCGCAGCAGUGGGGUGACCAUGGUCAAGCAUAUCCCCCCUACUCAAGCCGCGGUGGACGCGGUGGGUAUCCGAGUGACCGAAGUGGUCCUCUACGCAACCCCUACCCUCCUGCGCAUCAUCAACCGGCUCCUCUACAGCCACCGUACGGGUAUCCCCCGACUACUGUUCCAGCAUUCCCCGGACCUCCCCAGCCUCAUUAUGGAUCUAGCAACAGAGGUCAUGGUCGUGGCGGCCAUGCUCACUCUAGCAGAGGAGCUCAUGGGAUAGGUAAUGAUCGUGGCGAGAAGUUUCGCCAUCGUGAUCAGAAACCUCACCCAGCCGUCAACUAUCAGAAGUCUGAUUCUGCUUCUGGAAAGAAAAAGAAGCGCAAGACCAAUACGUUGGGACUAACACCCGAUGACGAUGAAUCCGACAAAGGAGAAGUUGUAGACGACGAGAAGCGUCUAGCAGAGCUGUUUGGCUCUGAUGGCCCAGGCAUCCCUGAUGGGGACCUGGAAAAGUGGUUGGCAGAACGACGAGCUAAUUUCCCAACCAAGGCGCGUGUUGCGCAGAAGGAGGCAGAGUUGCACUCACAACUCGCGAAUCACGCUAGCAAUGGAAAGGAGCAAGCGACUAUCCAAGUUGACCCGGUUGAGAAAGAGGCUGAUCGCCUUCGUAAGAGACUCGCCAAACUUGAUAGAAAGAUUGAGAAGCGUAAACGCGCCCCCAAUGAUGAAGGUGAUGAUAUGAGAUCGGAGUCUUCAGAUGAGGAAUCCGAAGACGAGAAGCCCGAGACCUUGCCGACUGACAAGUCAGCCACUGGUUUCUUGCCUCCUCCGCCGAUUACGCGAGCCGACCCCUCUAACCACUGCAAAUACUACUCUACGGGAGGUAUCUGUGGUAAGAAGGGCAAGUGCCGUUUUGUACACGAUCCAGCCGUUCGUGAGGCUGCCCUUCAAGAGAGAACAAGAAAUGGCGGCCAGAUGACACUCAAGCAACGCCUCCUCCUGAAUGACAAGGAUCAGGAUGAUAUGGAGGUGAUUAAGACUAUUGUGGAUAUGCGCUCCAAUGGCCGUCUGCACAAUCCCCAGACUUCGGCUCCGUUAUCUCAAGCCGACGAUCAACCCAAGGAGACGGUUGCUGUUCCGAUGGCUUCUUCAUUGCCUACUACGGGUGGAGAAGCGAACCUACCUCCCAAUCCCUUUGCGCACCUGAAGAACCGCAAGCCAAUCAAGAAACACAAUGAUUGGCCUACCGCAGGCCAGCACCAAGGGUGGAACCCUCCUACCUACGGAAGCGCAGGCAUGCCACCUAAGUAGUUGCCGUCGCCAUAAACUCUGGGAGAGCUUAACUUUCCUACCGAUCUGGUUCGUCCUUUGAAGUGUCACGCAUAACAGCAUUCAUCAAUGUGAUGAAUCAACGCCCACUAAAGUGCUGCCAUGUGGCAGGCGGCAGCUUACAU
Molecule: messenger RNA, 2042 nt
Organism: Annulohypoxylon truncatum
Lineage: Eukaryota; Fungi; Ascomycota; Sordariomycetes; Xylariales; Hypoxylaceae
Exons: 3
Coding region: 145-1899 (584 amino acids)
Biological process (GO): box C/D snoRNP assembly
Cellular component (GO): nucleus
Molecular function (GO): RNA binding; metal ion binding
Source: RefSeq, a predicted model, not a curated record